AUGGGAAAUUUAGUAGAAAGUCCUGUUAAAUGGUAUGUUGAUGGAUUAGUGUAUGAAUUGGAUUUGAAGUGCGAUACAGACUACAUGUCGUAUAUGGAUUUAGAAAAUAUGAUAAAGGAGGAGGGAUAUAUGAAUAUCAAGUGUAUGUGGUAUUGGAACCCCAAGUAUAGUUUUAGCCGUGGCCUUAGACCCCUAAAUUGUGAUAGUGAUGUUCUUAAGUUGGCAGAGGAUAUUAAGGGUUUUAAUUUGGUGGAUGUGUAUGUUGAGCACUCAAUAGAAGUGACUCAUGUUGAGGAUAAUAUUGAUGGCUGUCUAAACUAUGUUGAUGAUGAAGUUGACUCUGAUGUUGAAAUUACAAGUAAUCAUGAUGAGGCUGAAGUUGAAGUUGGAAGUGAACCUAUUAAGGCUGAAGUUGAAGUUGGAAGUGAACCUAUUGAGGAUGAAGUUGAAGUUGGAAGUAAACCUAUUGAGGCUAAAGUUGAAGUUGGAAGUAAACCUAUUAGAAUGGAUGACGGUGAUGAUGAUGAUGACUAUAUUGUAAGUGAGGGUGAGAUAAGUAGUUCUAGUCAUGAGGAUAACGAGCAUGAUGCUGAAAGUGAGAAUGUUAAAGAGCAUGUAGAUUUGGAUUGGAUAACUGUCAUUCAUUAUGAUGAUGCUGGUGAUAAGGCUAUAAAUUCUGAGGAUGAUCCUGAUUUUGAUGUGUUGCAUACACCUAAUGAGAGUUGUAGUGAUGAGGAACAAGAUAAGUUUCCUUCUUUUAAAAGUGACUCCUCGAAGUUUGAGUUAGGUAUGGUUUUUAAUAACAAAGAAAAGGUUCAUGAGGUUGUGGCAGACUAUGCUUUGAAGAUGAAAAAAAAUGUUUAG
This is a messenger RNA of Vicia faba (fava bean), 864 nucleotides long. The record is from the annotation of a GenBank genome assembly. Lineage: Eukaryota; Viridiplantae; Streptophyta; Magnoliopsida; Fabales; Fabaceae.